This is a messenger RNA of Oncorhynchus gorbuscha (pink salmon), 7649 nucleotides long. It is a transcript of the gene erbb2, whose product is annotated as erb-b2 receptor tyrosine kinase 2. Gene Ontology annotation, biological process: positive regulation of cell population proliferation; cell surface receptor protein tyrosine kinase signaling pathway; positive regulation of MAPK cascade. The record is from RefSeq and is a predicted model, not a curated record. Gene Ontology annotation, cellular component: signaling receptor complex; basal plasma membrane. NCBI's taxonomy places the organism in Eukaryota, Metazoa, Chordata, Actinopteri, Salmoniformes, Salmonidae. Gene Ontology annotation, molecular function: ATP binding; transmembrane receptor protein tyrosine kinase activity.
UGACCCUGAUAUUGGUGGAGAGUGGAUAGUUGGUAUGAAUAGACUUAUUCUUCUUCCUCCUAAUUUCGCGCUCUCGGAGAAGGGACUGAGAACAGUGGAGAAUUUGAAUAAGACUAAAUCUACGGCAUAGACUUGUAUAAGCAAUGAAUAAUGAUUUGAAGAUCUCGAAUAUGUAGAAUCCCAGAUAAUUCUUCGUCAGACCAUUUUGAGUGACUUUCUGACUGAGGCGGGCCGCGGGCGACUCUAUUGGGUCUGUUGGAGUCAAUCGGCCCUAUCUGCCACUCCCCAUUCAGCCCUUCACGGGAGCGCGCCGACUGGCUGUGUCACGCAAGCCUACUACGGAGAGGCGAGCCACAGGCACGGAAUUCCGAGGAGGAAGUUACUGGGAUUGGAAAAACAACCUCAAAACUAACUGCACGAAGAAAGGUGUAGGGGCGCUCCUCUGUAGGAAUAAAAAAGUGUGGGUUACUAUGGACUAGUGGUGGUCGCAAUCGAUGGAGGCGGCGAGAAGUUUCCUGAUUCUCCGGUUACUGCUGGUCGGACUUUCGGGCGCAUUGGGCAGAGAAGUGUGCCUGGGCACAGACAUGAAGCUGGCCCUGCCCUCCAGUCUGGAGAACCACUAUGAGACCCUGCGGCUGCUCUACACUGACUGCCAGGUGGUGCACGGCAACCUAGAGAUCACACACCUUCGGGGCAAGCCGGACCUCUCCUUCCUACAGGGUAUCGUGGAGGUGCAGGGCUACGUCUUGAUUGCCCGUGUGUCUGUGAGUGUGGUGCCGCUGGACAACCUGCGCAUCAUCCGGGGAAGCCAGCUGUACAAUUCCAGCUAUGCUCUGGCUGUCCUGGAUAACACCCUCCCUCAAGAAGGGGUGGGCCUGAGGGUGCUCCGCCUCCGCAGUCUCACAGAGAUCCUGCUGGGUGGAGUGCAUAUUUGGGGAAACCACCAGCUCUGUUUCCCAGACCCCCAGCACAUGGAGUGGAGGGACACACUGGAUGAAAAGAACACGCAUGCCAAGCAGCUCCGCCUGCAGGCCCGGGCCCCCAACUGUCCGAAGUGCUCCCCUGCCUGUGUAAAGCGAAGCUGCUGGGGAGAGACAGAGAAAGACUGCCAGACCUUGACCCAUGUGCACUGUGCAUCGGGGUGUCUGCGCUGUAAGGGACCUGAUCCCAAUGACUGCUGCCACAUGCAGUGUGCUGCCGGCUGCACUGGGCCCAAAGACUCAGACUGCCUGUCGUGCCGUCACUUCAACGACAGUGGGACGUGUAAAGACAACUGUCCGCCCCCCACCAUCUACGACCCGGUCACCUUCGUGUCCAAACCCAACCCCAACAGGAAGUUCAGCUUCGGGGCCACCUGCGUCAAGACAUGUCCCUAUAACUACCUAGCCAUGGAGGUGGCCUGUACCAUGGUGUGUCCGAAAGCGAACCAGGAAGUGAUUAUCACCCAGCCUGACGGCAAGGAGACACAGACACAGAAGUGUGAGAAGUGUGAAGGGGAAUGUCCAAAAGUGUGCUAUGGGCUGGGCAUGGGUGAUCUCCAGAGCUCCUCCUGGGUGAGCUCCUCCAACGUGGCCCAGUUCACUGGCUGCAAUAAGAUCUAUGGCAGUCUGGCUUUCCUUCCACAGAGCUUCACAGGCGACCCAUUGGCUAACAUGACAGGUCUGACCCUUAGUGAGCUGGAUGCAUUUAAGAAUUUGGUGGAGAUCACAGGAUAUCUGUACAUUGAUGCGUGGCCAGCCAACUGGACUAACCUGAGUGUGUUUGAGAACCUGAAAGUGAUCCGAGGAAGGAUGCUCUAUAAAGGAGUGUUCUCUCUGGGGGUCCAGUCAAUACAGAUCCGUUCUCUGGGUCUGCGUUCACUCAGGAGCAUCAGUGGGGGUCUGGUCCUGCUCCACAACAACUCCCAGCUCUGCUACACCCAGGACCUGCCCUGGGGGACCCUGCUGCACCCCACCCAGGGGCCCCACCGAAUCGUCAAUGCCAACCAGGACCCCCAGGAGUGUGUGGUGGAGGGCCGUAUGUGUCACCUGCUGUGUGCUAAUGGCUGCUGGGGGCCAGGGCCCAGCCAGUGUGUGGCCUGUGUGAAAUUCCAGCGUGGGAAGGAAUGCGUGGAGGAGUGCGACAUCUAUCAGGGUUCCCCGAGGGAGUUUUUCGACAACUCCGAGAGAGUCUGUGGCGCUUGUCACUCAGAGUGUCGCCCCAUCAAUGGCUCUGCCUCCUGCCUAGGCCCGGGGGCCCACCAAUGUACAGAUUGCCUGCACUACCAGGAUGGGGAGGUGUGUGUGGAGAAAUGUCCCAGUGGGUUGAAGGAGGAGCAGCACACUGUGUGGAAAUACAGCAACGCCACGGGCCACUGCCUCUCCUGCAACACCAACUGCACACUCUCGUGCACUCAGAAGGAUGAAAGAGGCUGCCCCAUCCAUACUAAAACAGGGCCGGGCACUUCGAUCGCGGCUGCGGUGGGCGGGGCGGUGCUCUUCCUCAUCCUCUUGGGUCUGCUGGUGUUCUACCUACGCCGACAGAAACAGCUCAAGAGGAAGGAGACAUUGAGGAGGAUCCUCCAGGAGCAUGAGCUGGUGGAGCCUCUGACUCCCAGCGGAGCCCUGCCCAAUCAGGCCCAGAUGCGCAUCCUCAAGGAGACCGAGCUAAAGAAGCUAAGAGUUCUGGGCUCAGGAGCCUUCGGCACUGUUUACAAGGGGGCGUGGGCUCCUGAUGGGGAGAAUGUGAAGAUCCCGGUGGCCAUCAAGGUUUUGCGGGAGAACACUUCGCCCAAGGCCAACAAGGAGAUCCUGGAUGAGGCGUACGUAAUGGCCGGGGUGGCCAGUCCCUAUGUGUGUCGUCUGCUGGGUAUCUGCCUGACCUCCACAGUUCAGUUGGUCACCCAGCUCAUGCCAUACGGCUGCCUGCUGGACUACGUCCGAGAGAACAAGGACCACAUCGGCUCCCAGUACCUCCUCAAUUGGUGUGUGCAGAUAGCGAAGGGGAUGAGCUACCUGGAGGAUGUGCGUCUUGUGCACAGGGACCUGGCAGCACGUAACGUCCUGGUAAAGAACCCCAACCACGUCAAGAUCACUGACUUCGGCCUGGCUCGCCUGUUGGACAUAGACGAAACAGAGUACCAUGCUGACGGAGGCAAGGUGCCUAUUAAGUGGAUGGCGUUGGAGUCUAUCCUCCACAGGAAGUUCACCCACCAGAGUGAUGUGUGGAGCUACGGGGUGACUGUUUGGGAGCUGAUGACCUUUGGGGCCAAGCCCUAUGACCUGAUCCCGGCACGAGACAUCCCAGAGCUGCUGGAGGGGGGCGAGAGGCUCCCCCAGCCCCUUAUCUGCACCAUUGACGUCUACAUGAUCAUGGUCAAGUGCUGGAUGAUUGAACCAGACAGCAGGCCUAAAUUCAAGGAGCUGGUGACAGAGUUCAGCGCCAUGGCACGAGACCCACCUCGCUACGUAGUCAUCCAGAAUGAUGACAAGAUGAGUUUGUCCAGUCCGGUUGACAGUCAGUUCUUCAGGAUGCUACUGGAGGAGGAGGGAGCGGAAAUCAGAGACCUGCUGGAUGCUGAGGAGUACCUGGUGCCCCAGCCCAACUUCUUCAGACCCCAAGCGGAGACCUCGGGCCCCAACGGCCCCUCACGACACCACUCACACAGGAGUACGGACCAUGGAUUGGACAGCGAGCCCUCCAUGGCGGGCGGCCCAAGAAGCAUGUACUCCUCUGUUAGCACCCUGGGGCGCAGCCAGUACCCCACUCUACCCAUGGGGGCCAGUGCCAUCUCCAAUGGGCCCUGGAACCCCCAUUACCCCUCCCUCCUGGCCCGCACCACCUCACACCUCUCUACGGGGGGACACUCGGACUCUGUGUUCCUGGAUGGGGGUCCAGAUGACGCCCCAGCGAGCCCCGGGCGCUAUUGCAAAGACCCCACCUUCCCCAAUGGAGGAGAGAGCGACCUGGAGACGGAUGGACCGUCAUCGAUGCAUCAUUAUAAUCAUCUUAAUCAUCACUCGCUGCCCCGUAGGGGUAAUGCGUAUAAUCAUAAUCACGCGUUACCAGAGUACAUCAACCAGGAGGUGCAGGACCUCCGGCCAGGGGCCGUCGAGCGCCCCAGCACCCUGCCCCGCAAGGGAGCAGCCGAGAGGCAUCGGCACCUCCCCAAUGGCCUGAGCUCGGGACACAGCGUGGAGAACCCGGAGUACCUGGUCCCCAUGAUGACCUCCGGCUCCACCUCUCCUGCUUUCGACAAUCCCUACUACCUGGACCUAGUGGCUAAGGCUGUGGCCGGAGGGGGUGGUGGUGGGGAGAGGGAUGGGGGGCCUAACCCUCCUCCCAGGCAGGUGAAUGACUUUGUGACGCCCACGGCAGAGAACCCAGAGUACCUGGGCCUAGCAGACACCUGGAGCGGCCAGAGAGAGCACACCUGAUGAGACUGACAGGAAGUGAUGUGAGGAGGCAUGAACCUGGGUUACGGACAGGGGAUAGGGUAGCUACUGCUGUAGAAAAGGAGGAGCGUGGGAGGGAUGGAAGAUGGGAACGAGUGUGUGUGUGUGAGAUGCAGGGGUAUGUGAGGACUGUGUGUGUGUGUGUGUGUGUGUGUGCCUGUGUGCAUGCAUUUGAGAGAAAAUGCAUUAAGAGUGAAUGCACGUUGAGAAUCUGAGAUUAAGUUCGCAUGAGUGGGAACUAGUGUGUGAUUGUGUGAAUGGAGGUGUACUGUUUGGAGUAGCAGUCCACAGGGCUGCCAGACCAGAGGAUGUCCAGCUUGUAUCCCCUGAAAUCCUGGGGUGUUACACAACACCACCCAAUACAAUGUAGCAUUAUCAGAGGGACGUUGUUAUUAUUAGCAUGUGUGUGUGCUGAACUUGUUUCAACGCUCACCAAGGUUUCUUUCUUCCUUGUCUCCCUACGGUAGCACCUCAAUGUCAACAUUUUUAACACAGCCUCGGAAACAACACGGAGUACUUUGAAGGCCGAGGAAAUUCACUCACCGGAAAUAAACAGUUCUCAAAUCCUGACUAUAUGGUACUACUAGCAGGCAAAAGACGGACAGCACCACAAUAUCUAAAUAUUUUAAGUAAUCUCAUGAUAAAUGGGAGAAUGAUCCAAGUAACACUGGACUAGGGAUAUAAAAUUUGAAAUAUUUCAGUUUUUAGAUUUAUUUUAUUGAACGUUAUCGUUCAUGUUUGUGUGGUAUAUUGUCAUAUUUGUGCGUGAACCAUUAUGUGAGUGUCUGAUUCCCUUAUCCUUUCCUUCUUGUAAUCAUACAUAUAAGGCAUUGCUCGUCUUCCGGAUUUUAUGGGUGGAAAAUGUACAGCACACUAAUGUGUGGGGUUUCAGACAAAACUGGUUGUAAAUGUAUUUAACCUAUUUUAGCAAGGGGUCCCAUUGAGACCAAGGUCUCUUUUGCAAGGAAGCCCUGUAUAUGAUGUCUUUUCAACUAUUUUCCCACACCGGUAAGCCAUUUAUAUGCUUAUGAGGAAGAAGUUUAAUAUUCUGGUGAGCAGCUCGAAGACCUGAUGGGGCUCAGUACAAUCAAAGCCAUUUUGUUUGGCCAAGAGAAGGGCUUUGUUGACCAUCUUACCAACGUCUGUCCACCACUAAAGAAAUACAUUAUGCAUUUAGAAGACCGCCAUUGUGGCCAGGGAAGACGUGUUCAUUAAUGUGGCUUUAAAAUGGUAGAUUGGCAUAUAGAAGACCAAGGGGGUUUGUGUAAGCUUGGACUUUGUGCAAUGUUCUUGAUAAGUUCUUUACAACAUACCAGUGACAUUUCUGGGAAAGGUACUACUGUACGAAGAAUUCCAGGUUUUCAGCUGAAUAGUGGAAAACCACAUUGGCAAAAGUUUCACAUUUUCAUUUGAAAAGGUUAUUUGCGUUUUAAUUUCAGUUGCUUACAAUGCAGUAUGUGCAAUACACGCACUGCAUAACUCCCAAAGUUUCCAAAAUAGGGUCCAGUGUUAUUCUUCCACUGUUUCCCAAACUUUGUCAUCGUGGACGCCCAAGAAAAGUGAAGAUUGAGUUCUAAUACAAGGGUUGAAUAUUUUGAGAAUUUGUUUGUCCCUGAAGUUGGAAGAAACCAAUGUAUUUUUAUUCACAUGAGACAUGUUUAUAUUCUUGCGUGUGAUUCUGAAGAGGGAAAUGUGUCCCUCGUUGUUGUUGUUUUUGAUAAUCAAUGCAUAGUUCAGAUUCCUCUGGGCAACAAGCCCACACUUCUAGUUAAUAAUCGACCGCAUUUUUUUAAACGGCGAUUUCCAUGUUAAAGGCCCAGUGCAGUCAAAAAUGUGAUUUCUCUCUGUUUUAUACAUAUUUCCACACUGAGUUUGGAAUAAUACUGUGAAAUUGUGAAAAUGAUGAUAAUGCCCUUUUAGUAUAUGAGCUGUUUGAAAAGACAGCCUGUUGUGGUGGGAUGGAGUUUUUUGCAUGCCUACUACCAGGCAGUAAAUUAGUUAAUAGACCAACUUGAACGAGUUCCAAAACUCUACCAAUGACAGCUAGUUUUCAAUUUUCCCCUCUCCACUCACCCCUCCCAGACUGUCCUAGCAAAAUUCUUAUUUGAGAAAUUGCUCUUUGCUAAGAAUCUGUUUGUGUUUAUUUUUGACCAUUUUAAUUGAAAACAAUCACAGUAAGGUUCUAAAUGGUUACCCAGAAAUGAUUUAAUAUUGUGAUAAAAAUGGCUGCAUUGGACCUUUAACUUAUCUGGCUGUGAGGGGGAUACUGACAAGUCAAUGGAGCCAUUGUUUCUCUAUGGAUGUGUGGGAAGAUCAAUAACUCCCCUACCAACUGUCCCCUCCACCACCAGUGAACAUGCUUCUGCUUUGAAAAGAGGGAGAAAUCCUGGGUUUUCUGGUGUGAACGCCUUGGAGUUGGCAUGGAGGAGGGGCUGGGAACUAUCCCACAUUUUUGAAUGGGGGGCGGAGGGGUUGUAUGGAUUCAGAGACUUUUAAACACGUGACCUGAAAGGAAUGAAUAACUGCAACGCUUUUGACAGGACAUCACCAUUUUGCCCCUAUUCAGCCAAAUGUUUGUUCCCAAGAUCUAUAUUGGUUCAUCAUGGAUUGAGGUGCUUGCACAUUUGUUUUUAUGAGAAAACACUCUUGGAAUCCAAUGUACUUUACAAGUGCCAAUGAAUCUUUGAUGGUUACUUUCCUGAUAGUGACCAAAACAAUGAGUUGUGUGUGUCAGUGUCGGGUGGGGAUGGUUAAAGUAUUCAUCGAUUAUUAAAAAAAAAAAAAUUUUUUUAUGACUUAAAAAAAAAAAAAUCUUCCCCGAGGUAUUGGCACCAGCACUAGCCACAUUUGUUUGGAAUCUUGUUGUCCUCGUAUGGGUAAGCUUACAAUUUUAGCCGCUUAUAAAUGUGUUGCUUUUGUUUCUGAAGCAUUUGGGAUGUCUUAACAAAUUUGAUAGAUAUUGAUUAUACAACUCCGAUGUUACGGCCAAUAGCUUUUCAUACAACCAGCAGUUUUGUACUCGUAGAAUUUAGACAAGCUUUGUCAGCCGUUUCUGAUGGGCCAUUGACAUCGUUUAUUUUUAUUUUUACAUACAGUAUAUUGACAGUCAUUCCCUUCCACGUGCUGUAAAAGUUUCAUGACUCUAGGACCAAUCAAAGUCAUUCAAAAUACCUUGAGGUUCCAAAACUAUAAUAAACAUUUUUUUUGUUUGUUCAA